AUGACGAACAACCUUUGCGCCGCCGAGUUGGCCAUUUACAUUGCCCUUGCAAUUCCCAUUCUAUACCUUCUUGCCAAACAUGGUCGUCAAGGCCUUUUGGGAUGGCUGUUCUUGUUCAUCUUCUCCUCUCUCCGAAUCGUGGGAAGUGCCUUAGGCCUCAAAAGCUCUAGUCCUACCGCGAGCAUAAUUUCGAGCGUCGGAUUGUCCCCUCUGUUACUCGCAACAAGCGGCAUUCUGCAUGAAGCACGAUUUUACCGAGUUGCUGGUCUUGACCAAAAGCUUGAAUGGGCACUAGCGCUUUUCUACCACAUAUUCGUUGUUGGCGGCGUUGCUCUCACUGCUGCCGGAUCAGCGAAGCUCCAAUCCCAUGAGGAACCUGUUGAAAAAGCCGAAAAGCUCGUCAAGGCGGGUAUCGGCAUUCUGACGGUAUGUUGGGUAGCUUUGGUUGCUGGGACAGUAGCUUCAUUCAUUGCACCUGUCAGGAAAAGUGCCCUCGGGCGUGCAGGGACUAUGUUGCUUUCGACUGUUUCAUUUGCGCUGGUAUUCAUUGGAAUUCGGGUCUUCUACAGUCUUGUCUAUCUCUGCACUCAGAACCCAUCCCUAAACCCGACAACGGGUUCUCUUGCGGUUAGAGUAAUAUUGGGGUUCUUGUCAGAAUUGAUUGCUGUACUUGCCUUUUUAGUCGUUGGCCUCAUGACCCGAAAUGCAUCGAAGCAGACACGAGAGCGGAUUGAUAUGUUACCGGUCUCCCGAACCGCUCAUUAA
Messenger RNA from Penicillium salamii, 765 nucleotides. The record is from the annotation of a GenBank genome assembly. NCBI's taxonomy places the organism in Eukaryota, Fungi, Ascomycota, Eurotiomycetes, Eurotiales, Aspergillaceae.